Agrilus planipennis (emerald ash borer) is the source of this 1919-nucleotide messenger RNA. RefSeq names its product ornithine decarboxylase 1. The transcript has 7 exons. The record is from RefSeq and is a predicted model, not a curated record. Bases 470 to 1891 code for a protein of 473 amino acids. Gene Ontology annotation, cellular component: cytoplasm. Gene Ontology annotation, molecular function: ornithine decarboxylase activity. NCBI's taxonomy places the organism in Eukaryota, Metazoa, Arthropoda, Insecta, Coleoptera, Buprestidae.
AUUUCCUUCUUUUUAGGUUGUCAUUUGUGGCAGUUUGUUCUGUUGUCAGUUGAGUGCGUGUAUCACGAGGUCGAGAAAUCCAGUUAAUACUAUUUUUCGGAAUGGUUGCAGAAGGUAAAACAGAUCAAAUUGAAAACCCAAUUGAUUGACUAGACGGAGGACGGCUUUCCCAAGAACUGUCGACGAAAUAUAUCAAGAUUCCGCGUAAAAGUUGUUGCCAACCCAGGGGGUGGCUGCCGAAGGGUUGUGCUGUGACAAGAGUAACUCCUGCCACAAAAGUCGCCUGUUUUCCAGCAAACUACAAAUUAUUCCUGAACGGGGAGCCCCCUUGGCAUUGCUAGUGCUAGCCUAGGGUAACCCUCUCCGUACUUAAAAACAACACAGCACUGCACUACGCUGAGCAAAGGCUGCCUCUUUGCUUAUUACAACACAAUUCAGUUCUAUUUAACAAAUUUAUCACAAAUUAAUCAUGAAGAUAAUCAAUUUGACCACCAACAGUCGUGUUCGUGUAAUCAAUAACCGAACAGACGUGUGGAAUGUCCUACGUACGGUUGUCGAUUCCGAAACACAGGAGGAUGCGUUUUAUAUCUGCGAUAUUGGAGAAGUUGUUAGGAAACAUAAAAUUUGGAAAAUAUUAAUGCCACGAGUUGUACCGCAUUACGCUGUAAAAUGUAACGAUAAUAGGGCAAUCCUAGAAGUCCUUGCAGCUUUAGGAACUGGCUUUGAUUGUGCUUCAAAAGCCGAAAUUAAUAAAGUGCUUUCCUUAGGGGUAGAUUCUGACCGCAUAAUUUUUGCCAACCCCGCAAAACCUGCUAGCCAUAUACGUCAUGCUGCUCUGACUGGCGUAAAUACCAUGACCUUCGAUAAUGAAACCGAGCUACACAAAAUCAAAAAUUUCUUUCCAGAAGCCAAAUUAGUAGUUCGUAUUAGAUGUGACGCAAAAGUAGCACAGUGUCAACUGGGAAUGAAGUUUGGCUGUGACGCUACAACAGAAGCUCCGUAUCUGUUAUCUGUUGCCAGAGAUUUGGGUCUCGAUGUUGUAGGUGUUAGUUUCCACGUGGGUUCUGGUUGUGGAGAACCCGAUGCUUUUCGACGAGCUAUCGCUUCUUCUCGAACAGUCUUUGACUACGCGGCCACCUUGGGUUAUAAUUUCAAUCUACUAGACAUAGGAGGUGGUUAUCCUGGAAGACGCGAGGAUACUUUAGAGCCGAUUGCAAAGAUUAUAAACGACUCUUUGGAUAAAUAUUUUCCGGAUCCUCAUGUGAGAGUGAUUGCAGAACCUGGACGGUAUUAUGUAACAUCCGCCUAUACACUGGCUUGUAACAUUCAUUCCAUUCGUACCAUCAAAACAGAAGAUCCCAUCACAAAAGAAAUAACGUCACAUUACAUGUAUUAUAUCAACGAUGGCGUCUAUGGUAGUUUUAAUUGUAUUCUCUACGAUCAUCAAGUAGUCAUUCCUCAGCCAUUUAAGAAUUGCGACGGUCUAGAAUUACAUUCGAGUAGCAUUUGGGGCCCCACUUGCGAUGGAUUAGAUCAGGUAAUAGAAGAAUGCAUGCUUCCCGAAUUAAAAGUUGGCGAAUGGUUAAUAUUUGAAGACAUGGGGGCAUAUACAUUACCUGUGGCUAGUCCGUUUAAUGGAUUUCCAGUUCCAAAGGUUCAUAUCAUUGCCGAUGAAAAUACUUGGGAUCUCUUAAAAGGUAUCUUACCACUUAGAGAAGAUCAUUUUAUUUUCGGUCAAACUCCAGCCAAUAUAAGGGCCAGUUUGCAGAAUGACGAUAACUCGUGGAUUUUCCCGAAAUUGCCAAUUACAGUUUCCAUUUCAAAAUGCAACAGUAAUUCUAUAAUUCAGGAACACGUUCUUGAACUUGUAGAUAUCAGUUUAUUCCAAUAAAUAGAAGGUAGUAAAACAACAAAAAAAA